AUUUCAUCCACUGCUUUAAAAAAUGAAGAAGAAGAGAAACGAGGAAAGGAAGUGGAAUGUUUGCAGUUGACGGUAAAAGCAGUGUGUGGUCGUGACAGGUGUGGGACUGUUUAUUUUUCGGGGAUGAGUUGUGUUUCUGACGCCCUUUUGUUUUGAGGAGAAAGAGCGCGAGCUGCCAUGCGACUAUAACACACACUGAGUUUCCACAUCGGAUCUACUGAUGAUCCACACUGAGAAAUGUGCUUUACAUCUUCUAGAGGACCUCCAAACCGGAGCAGAAUAGAAGAUCACGGUCUUAUGAAGAUGUCAUAGUAAUGUGACAGUACAGGUGUUCUUCUGACAGGGUCAAGAUGCCACGACUAGAAGAGGUCGCGAAUGUUGUGCUCAGGGUGCCCAGUAUUCUGGUGCUGGACAUGCUGUACAAAUGUGACAUUGACAGCUUCACGGAUCAUCUCAAAGCCAGGACUGAAGACAUGCUCUUCAAGUACAAAUAUGUCCUCUGGAACAUAUAUUACUUGGGUCAUGUGGUGAGUGUUGUGGUGCUGCUGCUGCCGCUCGGACACAUUAUCCAGCUCUACCUGCAUGUUCUCUGUGCCCUGCUGCUCUACAUGGCUCAUCAGAUUGUCAGAGAUUAUGUGAGAGGUGAAGCUCAGUAUGGGUAUGGUGGUGCGGUCUUUCUGGACUCUCCAGCGCUGAACCGUUUUGUGACGGCACUCACCAGUCAGAUAAUAAUCAGUACGCUGUGUGCGUUCCUCAUGCGGACUCGACGUCUGUGGCUGUUCUCGGCACACUUGCUCCCUCUUCUGGCACGUGUGUUUUCUGUCCCUCUGGACUGGCUCCUCACGCUCUCCUCAGUGUCCAUGAUGAUCACAGCGGCCGAGGUGGCCGUCUUUCUCCUCGUCAACCUCUUUGUGCCGUACAGACUGGCCAGAGCCACUUACAGAGAAAUCAUGGAAAUAGAGGUGACGGAGUUAUACAGACUGAUGGCCGUCGGCGUGUCUCUCUGGCAUGGCUUCGCUGUGCCCGUGUUGUUUAGUGUCUUCUGGUUUGUGCUGUUCGGAGUGCAACUUAUCACCAAUUUUGGCACUACCAUCCAGCAGGGGCCGCUGCUCUACCUCCUGACCAGUGUAUCCGAAUGCUGUGCUAGCCCAUACUCCCUGCUCGGCCUGACGUUUGUGGUGUCUUAUACGGCUCUGGGACUCCUGAGUCUCUGUAAGUUCUACCUCGGAGGAUUCAACGCUCUCCAGAACCAUAAUGUCAUGCACAGGGGCGUGACCGAGGGCGUGACCCUGCUGCUGCUGGCCCUGCAGACCGGGCUGUUGGACAUGGCCGCUCUACAGCGCUGCUUUCUGCUCUUCAUCAUCCUCUUCAUCGUUCUCACAUCUACUUUACAGAGCAUGAGUGAGAUCACAGAGCCGGUCGUGUUGGGGCUCGGAGCCAGUAGAAACAGGUGUGUGUGGAAGCACUUGCGUGGUUUAUCCAUGUGUGGGUUUCUGCUGCUCUUUCCGGGAUUCAUGGCCUAUAAGAUCUCCCAGUUCUUCAACAUGGACUUCUGGCUGCUGAUCUUGGUGUCUAGCUGUAUGCUCACUUCACUGCAGGUGACCGGCACUCUGCUGAUCUACAGCCUGUUCAUGGUGGAGGUGUGGCGCGGCGCGGCCCUGCCCGGUUUGGAUGAGAUCGUUUACUACGUGAACGGAGUGUGUCGAGUGCUGGAGUUUGCGGUGGCCGUGUGUGUGGUGGCGUACGGAGCGUGGGAGUCGCUGUGGGGAGAGUGGAGCUGGAUGGGAGCGUCGGUCAUUAUCAUCCACUCCUACUGCAACGUGUGGCUACGUGCCCAGGCCGGCUGGAGAAGCUUCCUGCUUAGACAGGAAGCUGCUCGAAAAAUCAACGUAUUGCCACGGGCCAAUGCAGAGCAGCUGCGGGAUCACAAUGAUGUCUGUGCCAUCUGCUUCCAGGACAUGACAUCAGCGGUAAUAACAUACUGUGGUCAUUUCUUCCAUGGCAACUGUUUGAGAAAGUGGCUUUAUGUGCAAGAGACAUGCCCCAUGUGUCACACCUCCAUCAAACCCUCCUCCAAUCCGACGGCACACCCAAACCCACCUCCAUCAGAGCAACAGGAGGAGGAGCAGGAGGAGCAGGGAUCACAGGGAGAUGAUGAUGUUUGCCCUCCAGAGUCUGACAGGAAAUACUCUAACUCCCAGAGUCCCCAACACUUGCACUGCGGUGCGAAUGGUGAUUCCCAAAGCGUGGACAAUCCUGUACCGAGCUGCUCAUCAGAUGGGGAUUUGCAGGAGCUUCGGGAAGCGGACUGAAACAUAAGCUCAGCCGGAGAAACAUGGAACAGAGAAACUGCCACGGCAAGAAGACAGACUGACAGUGGCAGAAAUCGUCUUCAGUAGGAGAGCUCACAGGAAGUGGGACGUAACAAAGGAAGCCAUAAAAGCAGAGGGUUACAAAUAACUGUCAGAAAUACUGCAGGUAUAUGAUUUAUUCAGAAGACGUCCUGAUCCGAUCACUGUGGAAGCUUGUUUCCGCCAUGAAAUAAAAAAGGUAAUUGCGACUUUUUAUCUCACAAUUCUGAAUUGCGGAAUAUAAAAUCAGAAUUGUGUGAUAUAAACUUGCAAUUCUGAGACAAAACGCAGACUUUUUUCCCCUCACAAUUGGACAUUAUGACAUGCAAUUGUGAGUUUAUAUCUCACAUUUUUGACUUCAUAACUCGCAAUUCUGAGAAAAAAAGUCAGAAUUGUGAGAUAAAAAGUCGCAAUUACCUUUUUUUAUUUAGUGGCAGAAGCAAUCUUCCAUAGAUCACAGCACCUCAGCAGUGUUAGAUAACAGAUACCAAAUGAUUGAUGAGAAAUCUUUUCUUGACGUUUAAGACAAUUUUGGAUGACUUGAUGAUGAUUGUCCAAUCAGGGGAAGACAUGAAAGAUAUCACACAUACACAUACACACACACACACGUGGGAAGUUAACUAAGUCUAUAGUUUUUAUGUGUUGUUUGGGUGUCUAAAGGACUUUUCUGUUUAUUUCACAUACCGAUUAUGUACGGAGUGAAUAAGUGAUGCAGAACUGUUGAUAUCUGUGCCUCGGACUUUUCUGUGUCGCUCCAGUGUGUGAUUUUAUUUGAACUGAAAUGAUGUGUUUGUAAUGAAGGUGACUGCUCUCUCAGUUACAGUACGGUGUGUGGACGAGUUCUGCCAGAAUGAAUGGAUAAUAGACGGUCAGUGAAGUCGUGUUCAGUGCACAAGAGACUGCGUAAAGAUUGAACGCUUGUGAUCACACUGGUUAAUAAAAAGUUGUUUUCGUUCAAACCAGUCAUUGUGAUUUGGAGACCGUUCUGUGUCCAGUUUAGUGUUUCUUCAAUUGCCUUAAUGGUGAAUGACAGUGAUUCUCAACCUUUUUUGAGUAAUGGACCCCCGUCAUAUGUGGAACCAUCCUCAAGGACCCCAGAAUAAAAUCAUUGGUGUCAUUAAUGUUUUUGUGACGACCAAAUGCAAUAAAGUAUAAUUUACUACUACGUUAGUUGACUUGUCCUAUAUUUAGUCAUAUCGUCAGUUAUAUUAUACAUAUUUUAUCUUCUUUUAUGGGAACAUGUCAAAUGUCAAAAUAUACAAAAAUUCAUAUUCAGAUAUUUUAUAAGGCCCCCCUGGCAUUAUGUCAAGGACCCCUGGUUGAGAAACACUGGUGUAUGAUGAUUAAAACAGCUGAUUUCUUUGUGGAUUUUUUCUUUUAUGGAAGCUUGUUUAUGCUACAAAAUAAAAAUAAACACAAUGUGUGUUGUGAAAACUCGCAA
Messenger RNA from Ctenopharyngodon idella (grass carp), 3792 nucleotides. Its product is annotated as RING finger protein 145. Bases 351 to 2312 code for a protein of 653 amino acids. The transcript is spliced from 11 exons. Gene Ontology annotation, molecular function: ubiquitin protein ligase activity; zinc ion binding. Lineage: Eukaryota; Metazoa; Chordata; Actinopteri; Cypriniformes; Xenocyprididae. Gene Ontology annotation, cellular component: endoplasmic reticulum; endomembrane system. The record is from RefSeq and is a predicted model, not a curated record.